Messenger RNA from Elaeis guineensis (African oil palm), 783 nucleotides. Its product is annotated as 16.9 kDa class I heat shock protein 2. The record is from RefSeq and is a predicted model, not a curated record. NCBI's taxonomy places the organism in Eukaryota, Viridiplantae, Streptophyta, Magnoliopsida, Arecales, Arecaceae.
CAAGGCCGAGCAAAAGCAGUUGCGCGAAGAAAGCUUUCAAAAUCUCGAGCUAAUUAACCACUGCCGACGGGCACAAUCCAAGCAAAAAUGUCGAUCAUGAGGAGGAGCAACAUCUACGACCCCUUCUCCCUCGACGUCUGGGAUCCUUUCCAGGGCUUCCUUGCCGAGCCCCGUCCCGGCGUUGUCAGCGAGACCUCCGCCUUCGCCAACGCUCGCAUCGACUGGAAGGAGACCCCGGAGGCCCACAUCUUCAAAGCCGACCUCCCCGGGGUUAAGAAAGAGGAGGUGAAGGUGGAGGUAGAGGAGGGCAGAAUCCUCAAGCUCAGCGGCGAGCGCAGCAAGGAGAAAGAGGAAAAGAACGACAAGUGGCACCGGGUCGAGAGGAGCUGCGGCAAAUUCCUGCGGCGGUUCCGGCUGCCGGAGAACGCCAAGGUGGAGCAGGUGAAAGCAUGCAUGGAGAACGGGGUCUUAACGGUGACCGUGCCCAAAGAGGAGGUGAAGAAGCCGGAGGUGAAAUCCAUUGAGAUCUCUGGCUGAAGUGAGAAAAUUAAGCAGGGUCUGAAGCGAUGGAGAUAUAUUAUCCUGGAAUAAGGCCAUGGAGAUCUCCGGCUGGCAUGCUGUUAAGUGUGUGCGCUUCCUGUUUUUGUUUGCUUUGCAAGGGUCGGUCACCGGUGUAUAAUUAGUGGGUCCAUGAAGUAAGCUUGCCUUUUCAAUGUAACGGGAAUAAUCUGUGCUUUCUGAAUAUUAUCCUUGAUUUGAAGGCUUUUUCUGAUGAUUUAAUAU